This is a messenger RNA of Panicum virgatum (switchgrass), 1388 nucleotides long. RefSeq names its product protein DEHYDRATION-INDUCED 19 homolog 4-like. The record is from RefSeq and is a predicted model, not a curated record. The coding region runs from base 113 to 721 and encodes 202 amino acids. NCBI's taxonomy places the organism in Eukaryota, Viridiplantae, Streptophyta, Magnoliopsida, Poales, Poaceae. The transcript has 5 exons.
AUAAAUAUUUUUUAAUUAUUUUUUGGUUGGUGGUGCCUGCCGUCUGCCGUGUUGAGGGGGAAGAGAGAAGGAAGGGGAAAGAGGCCUGGAGGACGGGGAGCCUGCAGCCACCAUGGAUUCCGAGCUGUGGAUCUCGCGCCUCAUGGCCGCCAAGCGGCAGUUCGCGCUGCAGCGCGCCCAGCGCCAGCAUGCCACUCCGGCUUCCCAUCACGAUCGGUUUGGGUAUGAUGAUAUUGAACCAGAGGAUGAGGGACGCUCAGACUUCCCAUGUCCUUACUGCUAUGAAGACCAUGAUAUUACAUCACUUUGCACCCAUUUGGAGGAUGAGCACCCAUUUGAGUCUAAAGUUGUGGCUUGCCCAGUUUGCUCGGCCAGGAUUUCGAAGGACUUGUUGGAACAUAUAACUCUUCAGCACGGCUACCUGUUCAAAUUGCAAAGACAUCACAGGUUACGUAGAGUUGCUGGUGCUGGCAACCACACUCUCUCUUAUGCAGGGAGAGAUCUUCAAGAGACCUACUUAAAGGUGCUGCUUGGAAAUAGCGGUCGAAGCAGCAGCACCACCAAUACAUCAACUUCAGUCACUGAUUCACUGCUAUCUUCAUUAGUUUUAAAUUUAUCUUCAUCAGAAGCAGAAGACACCUCAAAAUCUUCUGCUCCUGCUGUGGCCGAAAAUAGUUGGUUUAAAAGAUCACUACCUUCAAAGAAUUGGAAGAUAAGAUGAAAUACAUUAUUAUGAUGGGAUUUUGAACUCCAAUAGAGAGAACUGGACAAUUUCCAACAUCAAGUCUUCUGAGUGCUUCAUGAUGUAUUAAUGCAAUUUCUUCUUUUAGUUCUGCUGAUUCCAACCUUAGUCAUGAAGAGAGGGAGCAGAGAAGGAGGCGAGCUGUGGUGAGAUCAGCGUUUGUACAGCAUAUCCUUGUCACUACCCUUUUCGAUGACUAGCAGGACAUAGCUCAUGCAUUGAAAUCAUGUGGGCUUUUUGCCCACUCAUUUAUCUGGAUGAAUAAUGAGCUAAUCACCUCCGGUAUCUCGAAGUUGUUCAUCAAACUGAGGCUGGUACCUGAUUCCAUGAAGCUCGAUGAUAAAUUGAAGACUCAGAGGGCCUCUUACCUUAUAUGUUUUAUAUGGAAGCAGCUCUGAACAUUUGCUGUCCAGAUCAAAUUCAGACUGCUAGGCUUUUAACUAGUGUUCUUAUAGUAGAGUCUUGAUGUUUCUUUCAUUGGAUUUCGUUUUGUGCUGCAGAACGUGUUGUACCUUAUCCUAUUUAUUAUUACUAUGGACAUUUGAAUGUUGGCUUUCCAACUAUGGCGUAUGCUUAUGAAAUCUAUUUGAACCUUGCGUUCAUUUAUUUCAACAUAUUCCAGUGUGUAAGUGACAACUCUAUUAAA